AUGUGCACCAACUUCACCCUCAAGCACGUCACCUGCAGUCACCACUUCUGGGUAAAGCGACUUUGUCACCGCGGCUCAGAGUGCACGUAUCAGACUGAGGUGGAGAGCUCGAAAGGAGGAGAGUGUUGGGACUGCGACCCUGGGCAGGCGCCACCUGCUGCUAUAUUCUCUGAUGGCAAGAAGAUUGAGGUGAUAUGGGGCAGGGUGAAGAAGAAA
This is a messenger RNA of Macroventuria anomochaeta, 216 nucleotides long. RefSeq lists its product as uncharacterized. NCBI's taxonomy places the organism in Eukaryota, Fungi, Ascomycota, Dothideomycetes, Pleosporales, Didymellaceae. The record is from RefSeq and is a predicted model, not a curated record. The transcript has a single exon. The annotation marks the transcript as partial.